AUGAACCCCUCGGAGUGCAUGCUUACUCACCUCCUGUAUUCCCUGUUCACCCAUGACUGCAAGGCGGUGCACAACUCCAAUACCAUAAUUAAGUUUGCCGAUGACAUGACGGUGCUAGGCCUGAUCACCAACAACGAUCUGACAGCCCACAGGGAGGAGGUCAGAGACCUGGCAGUUCGAGCAGAGUGUUUGGCUGGUAGUUCUACAUCACAGAUUGGAGCAGGGUGUGUGGCUGGUAGGUUACAUCACAGAGUGGAGCGGGGCGUGUGGCUGGUAGGUUACAUCACAGAGUGGAGCAGGGUGUGUGGCUGGUUGGUUACAUCACAGAGUGGAGCGGGGCGUGUGGCUGGUUGGUUACAUCACAGAGUGGAGCAGGGUGUGUGGCUGGUAGGUUACAUCACAGAGUGGAGCGGGGUGUGUGGCUGGUUGGUUACAUCACAGAGUGGAGCAGGGUGUGUGGCUGGUAGGUCUACAUCACAGAGUGGAGCGGGGUGUGUGGCUGGUAGGUUACAUCACAGAGUGGAGCAGGGUGUGUGGCUGGUAGGUUACAUCACAGAGUGGAGCGGGGCGUGUGGCUGGUUGGUUACAUCCCAGAGUGGAGCGGGGUGUGUGGCUGGUAGGUUACAUCACAGAGUGGAGUGGGGCGUGUGGCUGGUUGGUUACAUCACAGAGUGGAGUGGGGUGUGUGGCUGGUUGGUUACAUCACAGAGUGGAGCAAGGUGUGUGGCUGGUAGGUUACAUCACAGAGUGGAGUGGGGCGUGUGGCUGGUUGGUUACAUCACAGAGUGGAGUGGGGUGUAUGGCUGGUUGGUUACAUCACAGAGUGGAGUGGGGUGUGUGGCUGGUAGGUUACAUCACAGAGUGGAGCGGGGUGUGUGGCUGGUAGGUUACAUCACAGAGUGGAGCGGGGCGUGUGGCUGGUUGGUUACAUCACAGAGUGGAGCGGGUUGUGUGGCUGGUAGGUCUACAUCACAGAGUGGAGCAGGGUGUGUGGCUGGUAGGUUACAUCACAGAGUGGAGCGGGGUGUGUGGCUGGUAGGUUACAUCACAGAGUGGAGUGGGGUGUGUGGCUGGUCUGGUACCAGAUGACACAGGGGUUGAUGGACAGUUGUGCAGCAUUGCCUUCCUCUGCAGGCAGGUCCUCCACCUGCAGACAGGCCAAUCUGUACACACACACACACACA
Messenger RNA from Oncorhynchus keta (chum salmon), 1184 nucleotides. RefSeq lists its product as uncharacterized. Bases 1 to 1089 code for a protein of 362 amino acids. The record is from RefSeq and is a predicted model, not a curated record. The transcript is spliced from 6 exons. NCBI's taxonomy places the organism in Eukaryota, Metazoa, Chordata, Actinopteri, Salmoniformes, Salmonidae.